Myotis myotis is the source of this 405-nucleotide messenger RNA. RefSeq names its product testis expressed 46 (gene TEX46). The transcript is spliced from 2 exons. Lineage: Eukaryota; Metazoa; Chordata; Mammalia; Chiroptera; Vespertilionidae. The record is from RefSeq and is a predicted model, not a curated record. The coding region runs from base 1 to 405 and encodes 134 amino acids.
AUGAUCAGCUAUAAGCCAGCCUUGUUUGGGUUCCUCUUCCUCCUGCUAUUGCUUAGCAACUGGCUGGUCAAGUAUGAAUUCAAGCCUACCCCCGCAGAGACCCAGCAGGAAAAGACAGAAAAACAAAAGACCCCCGAAGCCGAACCCAAAUGCAACACCAUGAGCACGAGAGAAGUCGAGAGACUGCACGCCUGCUUUGCCCUCCAGGACAAGAUCCUUGAACGGCUUAUGUUCAGUGAAAUGAAGCUGAAGGUCUUAGAAAAUCAGAUGUUCAUCGUUUGGAAUAAAAUGAAUCACCACAAGCGGUCGAGCGGUCAGCAGAUGUUUGCCGAGAGGAAGCACAGACCGAGGAGACAGGAGUCCCCCUUCUCUAUCUACUCGGAGUGCACAACCAAUUCCCCCUGA